AUGGAAUUCACGUUGCUUUGCAACCUCGGCGGCCCGCGCAAUGCUAGCAUUUCUUUGCGUCUCCGGUUGCUGCAUGUGUGGCCGGCGAAGUCUCCAGGGGAUAUCAGGAUCUACAAUUACUGUACUCUUUGGACCGACGAAACGGGUACGCUGAUUCAUGGCGUUUCGCCGACUUCAAUGGCUGUUGGGAUCCGUCGUAACCUUUCUAUUGGGAAGAUUUAUGUCAUAAAGUCCUUUGCCUUGAGCAACCCGCCGAAUCAGUAUCGCCCAUGUUCCUUUGAUUUGGCUUUGGGUCUUUCACCUUCGACUUCUUUUCAGGCCUGUGGUCUUCCUGCUGAGAGUUUUCCGGUUGAUGCGUAUGAGUUUGUGUCUUUCUCCCAGUUGAGUAUGCGUGCUGGUAAUCACCGUUUCUUGACAGAUGUCGUUGGCCGACUCCAUUCAAUCAGUGGGAUAUCGCAUAAAAUCACUAAUAACGGCCCCGCAAUCAAGCAGACGGUUAUCAUCGAGGAUGAAAGGCUGACUCGAUUGAAGCUGUGA
This is a messenger RNA of Linum tenue, 537 nucleotides long. NCBI's taxonomy places the organism in Eukaryota, Viridiplantae, Streptophyta, Magnoliopsida, Malpighiales, Linaceae. The record is from the annotation of a GenBank genome assembly.